GCUUCAGAAGCAAAUCUCGUUUCACCUGUCCUCUACCGAAUAGCUCAGCCAGAGGUCAAGGCUCUCCUAUUCUCUGCCACGGCCGCCAUCAUCAUCUUGGGUUAGGGUUCAUCUAAGCAAGAAACCAACUUCUCAACGAUGGCGUACGCUGCAAUGAAACCGACGAAGCCUGGUCUGGAGGAGUCACAGGAGCAGAUCCAUAAGAUUAGGAUCACUCUCUCUUCCAAAAACGUCAAGAACCUCGAGAAAGUUUGUGCUGAUUUGGUUCGCGGUGCCAAGGACAAGAGUCUAAGAGUAAAGGGACCAGUGAGAAUGCCCACUAAGGUUUUGCUUAUCACAACCAGAAAGUCUCCUUGUGGUGAAGGAACCAACACAUGGGACAGGUUCGAGCUUCGUGUCCACAAGAGAGUCAUUGACCUCUUCAGCUCUCCAGAUGUGGUGAAGCAAAUCACCUCCAUCACAAUAGAGCCUGGUGUCGAGGUGGAAGUCACCAUUGCUGAUUCUUAAAUCUGCUCCAUUUGAUGCCUUCUCCACCUCAUAAUUAGUUGAUAAGAAAUUUUCUAUUCCAUGUUCUGUUGUUUGCUUAAAUUUGGAUGACAUAAUAGUUUUAGCAAAGGACUGGCCUUAUAUUCUUAUUUUGGAGAUAAAACUACUUUGUGAUGAGGGAAUUUUGUUUGUCAGCAGCUUUCGUUUAAAUUUUUUGGUUAAUUUACUCAAAUACAACACAUUUCGAUUAUUGAAAAAGGGGUCGUUCCAAAAUGUUAUUACUAUUA
Molecule: messenger RNA, 773 nt
Organism: Humulus lupulus (European hop)
Lineage: Eukaryota; Viridiplantae; Streptophyta; Magnoliopsida; Rosales; Cannabaceae
Product: small ribosomal subunit protein uS10y
Exons: 3
Coding region: 139-507 (122 amino acids)
Biological process (GO): translation
Cellular component (GO): ribosome; cytosolic small ribosomal subunit
Molecular function (GO): structural constituent of ribosome; RNA binding
Source: RefSeq, a predicted model, not a curated record